Molecule: messenger RNA, 1557 nt
Organism: Solanum stenotomum
Lineage: Eukaryota; Viridiplantae; Streptophyta; Magnoliopsida; Solanales; Solanaceae
Product: cytochrome P450 CYP72A219-like
Exons: 5
Coding region: 1-1557 (518 amino acids)
Molecular function (GO): heme binding; iron ion binding; oxidoreductase activity, acting on paired donors, with incorporation or reduction of molecular oxygen
Source: RefSeq, a predicted model, not a curated record
AUGGAGACCCUCAAUAACAUAAUUAUAGCAACAAUUUUUGUUACAAUUUUGUUGGUAUAUACAUGGAAAGUGUUGAAUUGGGCAUGGUUUAGGCCAAAAAAAUUGGAGAAGUUUCUUGGACAACAAGGCUUAUGUGGGAAUUCUUAUAGGCUACUCCAUGGAGACUUGAAAGAGUUCUCUAAGAGCAUCAAGGAAGCACAAUCCAAGCCUAUUAAUAAUCUUUCAAAUGAUAUAGCACCAAGAAUCAUUCCUUAUUUUAUUCAAACCAUUAAUAAAUAUGGGAAAAAUUGUUUUGUAUGGUUUGGGCCAAAACCAAUGAUACUAAUAAUGGAAAGUGAACAAAUUAGAGAGAUAUUUGCUAAGAAUUAUGUUUAUCAAAAGCCUCACCACAACAAUCCAGUGGCCAAUUUGUUGGCUAGAGGCAUAGCAAACUAUGAAGAAGAUAAAUGGGCAAAACAUAGAAAGAUCUUAAAACCAGCUUUCCACAUGGAGAAGUUGAAGCUUAUGUUGCCAGCUUUUUACUUAAGCUGUAUUGAGAUGCUAAAAGAAUGGGAACAAAUUGUCCCAGAUGAAAGAUCAAAAGAGUUGGAUAUUUGGCCUCAAUUUCAAAAAUUAACAAGUGAUAUGAUUUCGCGUACGGCAUUUGGUAGUAGCUAUGAAGAAGGAAGAAGAAUAUUUGAACUUCAAAAAGAACAAGCUGAGAUUAUUAUGAAACAGUUCAAUUCCAUUUAUAUUCCAGGAUCAAGAUUUUUGCCCACCAAAAGCAACAAGAAAAUGAAAGAAACUGAAAAAGAAGUUCAAGAAUCGAUAAGGCGUCUAAUUGACAACAGAUUAAAGGCAAAAGAAGCAGGGCAGGAGUUUGGUGAUGACUUAUUAGGUACAUUACUAGAAUCAAAUUCCAACGAAAUCGAAGAACAAGGAAGCAAAGAAUUUGGAUUAACUAUCAAUGAAGUAAUUCAAGAAUGCAAAUUAUUUUAUUUUGCUGGACAAGAAACCACUUCAGUGUGGCUUGUUUGGACUAUGAUUUUGUUAUCUAGACAUCAAGAUUGGCAGGCAAAAGCCAGAGAGGAAGUUUUGCAAGCCUUUGGAAGUGAUCAACCAGCUUUUGAUGAGUUAAGUCGGUUGAAAAUCGUAACGAUGAUUUUGUACGAGUCCUUAAGACUUUAUCCACCACUAGCAACUCGUAUCAGGAGGACUAAUGAAGAAACUAAAUUAGGAAAUUUGUAUUUACCAAAUGGAUCAUUGCUUUUUAUACCAACGAUCUUAUUACAUCACGACAAAGAAAUAUGGGGCGAAGAUGCAGAGGAGUUCAAGCCAGAGAGAUUCAAGGAAGGUGUUUUAAAGGCGACAAAGGGACAAAUGACGUUUUUUCCAUUUGGAGCAGGACCACGAAUAUGCAUUGGACAAAACUUUGCGAUGUUAGAAGCAAAAAUGGCUAUAGCUUUGAUUCUACAACGAUUCGAGUUUGAGCUCUCUCCAUCUUAUACACAUGUUCCACAUUCUAUUGUAGCUUUGCAGCCUAAGUUUGGUGCUCCUUUACUUCUGCAUAGGCUCUAG